AAUGCAAACUAAGGGCAAAUGAUUAUCGGGGUAUCUUGGGCUUGAUCUUUAGGUAUUUCGGCCCAAAAAAAAAUAAAAAAGCCGCGACAUCAUAAGAAAUUAAGCCGAACGUCCCCCAUUAAGAUGUUUUUGGGCUGGUCCUUCGUCACAGGUGGCAGCAUCCGAUUGGAGAAGGUAUCCGCGUAGGGCAAAGACCUCUUCUCCUCUCUCACAACUCUCUCUUGUCUCUCCCGUGUCUCUCUCGACGGCGAUAGAGAACGACAUCCAAAUUCAAGCGUCUCUGGUUUCGAUCGGUGGGGAGCGAUCUUUUCUCGUCUCUCACGACUCUCUCCUGUUCUCUCCCGAGCCUCUGUCGAAGGCGAUAAGUAACCGACAUCCUCUUUCAAGCCUCUCCGCCGAUUUGAAAAAGGUUAAGGAAGAUAUGGGACUGGAUUACAGCUAUACGCAGCCGUCGCUAUCGGAGGAGUAUGGUGACAACUCAGCCAACAGUGGCUACAGCCAAAUGGAGGCUGAUAUACUGCUGGACCAAACUGAGAUUGAAGCCGCGCGGCGUCAGUACCCUCCGCAGCCUGAAGUUGAGUUUGGCUUCCCCAAGGAAUGCUACUGUGGUGGCGAACCGCUUGUAGCCACAUCUUACACAAGAAAUGACCCUGGGAGAAGAUACUACACCUGUGAGAACAUCGACGACGGAGACUGCCAUGUUUGGAAAUGGUGGGAUGUGGCGGCUACCGAGGAGAUCAGAGCCCUAUCGAGACAUUGCGGCCAGCUCUCGGAUAAGGUUGAUUAUCUAACGUGUGUGAGUGACUACGACACGCAGCUUAACCAGGUAAAGGAACUGCAUUACGAGACAGAGCAGAAGUUGGUUAGCCUUGAGAGAAUUGUGUGUGACUUAGCUAAAAUUUUUUUUAGGUUUAGGAAUGGCUUUCAACUCGUUGUAGGUUUUAUGGUUGUUGUGUUAGGGAUAAUAGCCAUGGUCCUCUUGAUUAAGUAACUGCAGCUCGUUUCCUCGUUGCUCAUAUGCAGUUGUUGUAGGUUUGAACUCUUGGCUUUGAACUUGUAUGCACUUGAUAGCCAUGGUCCUCUUGUAUGAACUCGUUGAACUUUUUAUUUUGUAUGCUCUUUUGUAUGAACUCGUUGAACUAGUAUUUUGUA
Molecule: messenger RNA, 1152 nt
Organism: Brassica napus (rape)
Lineage: Eukaryota; Viridiplantae; Streptophyta; Magnoliopsida; Brassicales; Brassicaceae
Exons: 3
Coding region: 422-991 (189 amino acids)
Molecular function (GO): zinc ion binding
Source: RefSeq, a predicted model, not a curated record